This is a messenger RNA of Ostrinia furnacalis (Asian corn borer), 1839 nucleotides long. RefSeq lists its product as uncharacterized. The transcript is spliced from 8 exons. Gene Ontology annotation, molecular function: peptide binding; G protein-coupled receptor activity. NCBI's taxonomy places the organism in Eukaryota, Metazoa, Arthropoda, Insecta, Lepidoptera, Crambidae. The annotation marks the transcript as partial. Gene Ontology annotation, cellular component: plasma membrane. Gene Ontology annotation, biological process: G protein-coupled receptor signaling pathway; cellular response to hormone stimulus. The record is from RefSeq and is a predicted model, not a curated record.
AUGGUCCCACGGGCUGCUCUUCCACCAGGCGAUAGUUGACUGCGCGCGCGCGGCCAUCUUGCUGCCACUGGGCAUCGCCGUGUUUCGAUGCCAGCCGGUGUACAAGUGCUCGCUGGUUGAAACCGCUUUUCUUUUAUUGGUGACGGUGUCCACAGUGAACAUGCUAACGACGGUGCUAAACGACAGUCCUAUCUUCCCCGAGAACGAAGAAGAACAAGCAGAUUUGUCUGCACCAUUACUGAUGGACAGUCCACAGUGUGUCCUCUUCGGAACGUUCAUGAUAUGGUUCGCGUCGAUCACAAUAAACCUCGGGCCUACAUUCUUAUCCGGGGCGUUGGCUGCCAGCGCCGGGUCUUACGGGUCGUACGGUCCCUCCCCGUCCUGCCCCCUAGUAAGAGGGCCCUUCAGGCACUACGUGCUGAACGCCCUCUGGAUCGGGGUCAACGCCGUCUGCGUCGGCCUGACUCUCUUCCACCUGAAGAAACUCCACAGGGAUCUUACAAAGGCUAACGUAGAGGCAGUUCGAGUAGCUGGUUUAGUGACGACCCUAGUCAGCAUGGCUGGCGACAACAGGCGCAUGGACUCUCUGCCCAACAGCGUUGGACCCAGGACUGUUGACGGAGCGCUAGCCGAUGGCCAAUGCAGGUCUGGAGCUAGUGCCAACCUGCCUCUUGGAGGAGGCCGUCGCCUGCGAGGGUACCUUGCCAGGGUAGAAAGGGAGGGAGUGAGGCGAGUCCGCAUGUUUCUGGUCAUCACGGCAGCUUAUGUCCUCUUCUGGGGACCGCUGUUUAUAAUCACGCUGUUCCAUCACCCGGCUUUGACGUCACACGUUGCUUAUGAGAUGUACUUCCAAAUAACGCUGCACAUAUCGUACGUGCACGCGGCAGUCAACCCGCUGCUGUUCAUGGCGCUGCAUCGAGCGCUGCGCCGCGCUGCGCUGCAGCUGUGCUGCGGCUGCUGCGUGCAUUGGAGUCAGUUUGUGCUGGCACUCACUGCUGCGGCUCAAUCUCCACUAGCGCCGUCCUCGUUCUCGCCAGCGGCCGCGUCCCCCGAGCCGCCGCCGGCGCCGCCACCCCCAAUGGCCCCUCCUGCCACCUCGGUCCCUGGCCCCCCGAUGGGGCCGCCGACGCCUCACACGAUGAUGGGAGACGAGGAUAUGAUGGCUGAGGCUUGGAGCGGCGGCGUGCGGCGGCCCCCGCGGUCGCCGAGCCCCCUGCUGCCCGCCAUCUGAGCCCGCCCCUCGGCCCCCGCGCCCCCCGCGUCCUACGAGUACACAUAUCCGCGCCGUACUCCAGCGAAUAUCUACUCUAUCAAGAUAUAACUAAAGUGCAUAGUGAAUCGUAGCAGUGUCGUAGUGGAUAGAUAGGUUAACAAUUUAGUCGUAAUCGUUUCGUCUACUGACUAAUCAAAUGUGUGUACAUGUGUAAAAUAAAAGCUCAAUUCUAAACAAACCGAGUGUAGAUAAUACAUAGCACCAAUUCUGUGUAUGGACUCGAUGCCAAUUUAGACAAUUCGAAAACAGAGUAAAUUUUUAUAUUUUUGUCUUGAAAUUAUCUAUGUAAAUGUUAGAUAUAAAAACACCAAAUAGAUAGUCAAACGUCUUACACUUUAAUGAAUGUUAAUAAUAAUAAUAUUGAACUUGUAGAACAAUAAGUACAUACAAAUGUUAACAAAUGGUUUUAUUAUGUUACCUAUUGUUUUUUCUGUGGGCUUUUCAGACUAUUAUCUUUCCAUUAUGUCUAUCUAUUAUUGUAUAGUAGGUACACUUCUAAAGACUGAUUCUCAUUUUCAUUCCGAUAUGUUUUAUAUUAUUUUCGUCUAAAGCUCUAUCUAUGUAUG